AUGGAAGGGCAGUGGGCGGAUCGGUCACAUUGGGGCGAUUGGUUCCCUGUUCGGGAGCGGAUUCUUCAGGAUGCGGAAUUGAGUGAUGAUACGCUGUUGCUGGUUGAUAUUAGUGCUGGGAAGGGUCAUGAUCUGCUGGAGUUUAAGGAGAUGUUUCCGGAUCUGCUGGGGAGGUUGGUUCUGGAGGAUUUGGGGUCUGUUGUUAAGGCUAUGGGGAGGGAUGAGAGGUUUGCUGAGAACGGGAUUCAGAUGGUGUCGUUUGAUUUUUUUAAGGAGAUCCAGCCAGUUAAAGAUGCAAGGGUUUAUUACUUCAAGUUCGUGUUGCAUGAUUGGCCGGACGAAGAGGUAAAAGUCAUUCUGAAUAAUCUCAAGCCUGCCAUGAAGCCAGGUUAA
Molecule: messenger RNA, 393 nt
Organism: Penicillium argentinense
Lineage: Eukaryota; Fungi; Ascomycota; Eurotiomycetes; Eurotiales; Aspergillaceae
Exons: 2
Coding region: 1-393 (130 amino acids)
Molecular function (GO): O-methyltransferase activity
Source: RefSeq, a predicted model, not a curated record